Naegleria gruberi is the source of this 3661-nucleotide messenger RNA. RefSeq lists its product as uncharacterized. The coding region runs from base 17 to 3646 and encodes 1209 amino acids. The record is from RefSeq and is a predicted model, not a curated record. The transcript has a single exon. Lineage: Eukaryota; Heterolobosea; Eutetramitea; Acrasida; Naegleriidae.
CUCAACAACAGCUCUAAUGCCUUUCUCAUCAACACCACCAAGAGAAUUGUUGGUAGGUGGUUCGGCGCAUCAACAACAAACAACAUCUAAUAAUAAUAAUACUAGUUCGACAGUGGUGGUUAAUAAUAAUUCUUCAACGACAACAACUACUGUAGGUGUAAAUAAUCAACAACAACUUGUAUCUUCAACGACAUUGAAUAAUUCUCCGAGAAUCAAUCAAGAAACAAACAAUACAAUGUCAUCCAAUGCUGGACAAAGUAAUAGCAGUACUAAACCAAUGAAUAUAAGCAUACCUAAUAAUAAUACUAUCAAUCUAGAUAUAAAACGAAACUCUUUGGAAAAAUCACCUUUAGCCAUUGUAAAUUCGUACAAGGAGAGGAAAUACAAACUAUACAAACAGGAACCAACUGUUCCAACUUCAUCAUCUUUAGAAUCUGAUUUAAAGAUAAAUAUGCAAUCUUCUCCGAGAAAUCGAUCAGGUAGUAGUGGAAGCCCACUUAGUGCAACAGCAGCAUUACAUACAAAUAAUAUAUCAUUCGAAAUUCCAUCAAGUAAUAAUAUUAGUGGGAAUGUAAAUAGAAAUAAUCUCACUAGUGAUUCAAUUCAUCGACCAGCAACAGUCAAUUCAUUUGUAAAUAAUUCAAAACCUCUCAAUGCCUUGUCACCUCCUUCGCCAACUGAUUUAACUCCAAUGGUGAAAAAGAGAAGCAAUUCUUUCGAUGAAAAUUCAGCUGCUGUUUCUAUAUGUACGGAAAUUAUUAUUGAGGAUGAACAUGGAAAACAAGAAAAAUCACAUAAGCGAGCUGGGUCUAUUAGACAUCACCAAAGAGAAAAGUUUCAACUCAGUGGUGAAAGUUUAUUCCGAAAACCGUCUCCGAAAAGAAGUCAAUCAGAGGAUGCAGAAAAGUACCUUAAUUCGGAAGAUUCAACAAUAGGGGAUCAUGCUCAACCAACCACAAGCACGACUCAACCAAGUGAGGACUCAAAAGGUCAUUUUCAUGUACAUAGUCUUCCUUCUAGAGCUUCUAGUAGUGGUGUCAAGAAACCUUUUCCAACAAAUUGGAUCACACCAAAUAAUUCUUCUACUAGUAACAAAUUUAAAGGAAUUGGAAACCCUGAAUACGCCAAUACCACCAAUCCUGCCCACGCUAUAAAGCACAGUUUUAAGGAAUUUAAGAAAAAUAUCAGAGAUGAAGUGAAGAAGGGCGUUUCGACAGUGAAGAAUGCUCCAUCCUUUAUCAAGUCAGUGCCAAAGAAAAUUAUUCCAAACUAUCUGGCACAACCAAAGGUGAGAGGAGAGAACGAUAGAAUGUCACUAGAUAUUGAGAGUUAUGAUUAUGUAUAUGUUCCACCGGAAGAGCAGAAGCGAGAGGCUAUUGGAGAACUGUAUGUGACUGACGUUCAGACUAGAAACUUGAAAUCCGUUGAGGGAUAUAAUACCAAUGAGUCAGCACUGAAUACAUCAGUCUCUGGUCAACCACUUCAAAAGCGAGUCAAAUCCUUACAAUCAAUGGACGCUUUGGGAAAUGAAGAGGAGAAUACAGAAAAUAUCCUACUGGAAGACUAUGUGACGUAUUGUGAAAUUUUAUGUGAGGGAAAGAAGCACACAACAAUGAAUCUUGGUGGGGCCUAUCUAAACAAGAAACUCAAGUGGCAAGAGGAAUUUAAAUUCUACGUUUCUGAUGAAUCUAGCUCAAUCUCUAUUGAAAUUUUCCACAGUCCACCAAAGCCUAAAUCUAAGAAUGAGAUUAUGUGUCUGGGAUUUGUUUCAAUUCCAAUUUCUCGAGUUAAACUGGCCAAGGAUAGAAUUCUAGAUGAUUGGUUCUGUCUAAUUACGCCACUAGGUACCAAAACGUUCUCUCAAGUACAUCUUCGUUUCCAAUACAUUCCUUACCAGAAUCCUGCCUUCUCCGCAAAGGAUUUAGAGUUGCUGGAUCGUAUGAGUCUGAAUCCAAGUAUACCAUCUCAAUUAACACCACGCGACAAGCCAGAACGUAAAACUCUCCUAGACUCCCUCAAUAUUGAUGUUUCAGAUGAUUUACUCUCUGGAAGAGUUUUCCAAUCCACUAUAGAAGGAGAUAGUUCUACUGAUAUUUCACAAUCUACUUUUGUCUCACAAACUCCACGAUCAUACGCUCUUUAUGAUGGCUUAUUGUAUUCCUCAGGUCAUAAGGAACAAACAAGUGCUGUUCAAAAGGUAAAGGAGGAAUUACAAUGCACUGAAAAGACCUUGAUGAAUGAAAUUCACAAUCUCAAGUUGGACUUGCUGGAUACCAAGAAGAGAGUUAAUGAUGCUCACGAACAAUCAAGACUGCAAAUGACUGACAAGAACGUCACUGUUGAUAAGUUAAAGAAUAAGGUGGAAAAAAUCGAGUCAAGAAUGAAUCACCUGUCGACUAUUGUCUUACAGUUGAACUCAGCCCAAGCCAUCACUAAGGAUAAAGUAACCAGUCAUGAAGAGGAUAUCAAGCUCUACGAAAGUAGACUCAAGGAAUUGGAAAAUAAGGUCAACUCAAUGCACAGUGCUAGAAUAUCAACCAAGCUUAAGGAGUGGGUAUUUUACUUGUUGGCCUUUUUACUCUUCUUCUUCUCUCAAAUUCUUGUAUUGACAGGAUAUGUUUUUAACAAGAUUAAACUGAGAAGACCUCCAACUGCAGAUGAAGAAGAUGCAGUGGAUGAUGAUGAAAAUGAAGAGAGCACCUUCAGCACCCUGAGAAGACGUAUGGAAGGUGUCGAGAAAAAGUACAGGGAUAUGGCCAUGAAAACCAAUACACCACUGGGCAAUAUGCCCUCAAGGGACGGAGUCAACACUCCUUCAGAUGAUUCCACAGCAGAAGAAUCCACUGUUGGGAAGAAGGAAACAUUCCUUUCUCAAAUAACAAAGGUAGCCGUUUUGUUGCCAUUCAAAAAGUCUCCUCUCGAUUCUCCACUUGUGGAAAGAAAACCAACAAUGAGCUUCUCAACUUUGGAAAGACAAAAUGAAUUGAAAGAUUUACUCUCUCCAAAGGAAGAAUCAUCUGAUAGUGACGAAUUCCCAGAAAGCCAAUCUCACUCCACUCAAAAUAUUGCACCAAGCAAUGUAAAUACUCACCAGCCAAAGUUUGAUUUCCGAAGCACUGUAUCAAAUCAAAUCCUUGCAAGUAAUAAUAAUAGCAGUGACGAUGAAGACGAUGCAAAAUAUAGUGUUGAAAAGACAUCCAACAAUAGAAUUUUCGAAGAUGUCAGUAAUACAAGUUCAGUACAGUCACCAAAUACUGAACCUCACAAUAAGGAAGAAAUACCAACUCAUAAGGUUGUACUUCCAGAACAUCAACAGAGUUAUCUUUUCAAUCAAUUAAAACAAUCCUACAAGGAAGAGGAAGACUUGAACUCGCCACAAUCAUCAGAAGCUACAAGUCCACAACCUAAUUUCGAAGAUCAUACCUCCAAAUCUCAACAACAACAAUCGAUUAUGGAAGAGGCUGAAAAGUUGCAAACAAUUUCACAAUUCUUCAGAAAGACCGAGAAUACUGGAUCAAACAAGACCAAGAGGCUAUCAAAUGCAAGCAUUAAGAAUGUGCCUAUCAAUACAUCAUCCACUACUGCUCAAUCUAAUAAUGAAGAAGAAGAAGACUUUGAUUCAUGGUUUAGUAAUAAAAUAAAUUAGCCUUUAGUUCAUAAU